AUGGCUGUCAAGACCUUUUAUCUUUCAGGCGAAGGCGAAAAGUCAGGUGUGGAUGUCGACAUCUCGAAUGUUGCAGAUUUGGAUGCUCGCAAGCAAUUCCUCGGUGAAAGCAUGGGCGUCGUACCGCCAGAGGGUAGCCCAGAACAGUUGCUCUUGACAGAAAUCCGCUGGCUGAAUGUGACCAGACGGGCAUUCGAUUCGGGACGUGCCAGGUCCACAAGGCUUGCCCUUCGUUGGGCAACUACUUCGAAGUGUUUCCCCGACCACUUAGGCAACAAUCAGCGGCUGAUCGAGAAAUACGGGCCCAUUUUUCAGACCAACUUCAUGGGAGCCACCAACUGUUAUACCAAUGACCCCCAGCUUGCCCUGAUCUGUUUCAGUGAAACGCAUUUCUUCUCGAAGCAGAUCAUCCCCGGCCAUCCCCUUUUCCCAAUCAAGCAGAACAAGGCCGGCGUGUUCAUUGGAGAUACGAACGAUCCUUCGUGGAAGGUGGUGCACAAGUUCAUGCCGCCCGCUCUAGGGCCCAAAGCCGUUCGUCAUUACGCGCCGACAAUGAACAACUGCGUGGACGAAGCCUGGCCGGUCUUCGAUGAGCUAGAGAAGCGCGGCAAGGCUUGGAACGUGUACCAAUACAUGCUCAAGCUAAGCUCCAGUACAGUUGGCAAGAUCAUGCUAGGUAAGGAUCUGAACCACUUCAGCAGUGUGGACGCACCCCUGCACCGGCUCGGGUUAGUCAUGGCCGAGUCUCUUGCGAUUAACAAAAGGAUUGCUAGCCAUGGACAGUGGUAUGCACAUUUACCCUUCGGCGAUCCGGUGCGCCUCAGGGACCUCAAGCACUUCUUGGCUGCACAGAUUGAAGAACUUGAAGCUAUUCGCGACGCCAAGUCAAACGGAGCUGAGAACCUACCGCUUCACGACGCUGCUCUGAAGGCUGCCAAUGUCAUAGGUCGAUACUCCUCUUCUCAAGACGCACAGCGCACUCAACGCAGGCCAGAUUAUCUCGUACGCGCCACCGACAGCAGAGGCGAACAGCUGCCGAAGGAGAACCUGGUGUCUGCGGUAACAGUGGCUACUGGCGCGGGCUUCACCACGACAUCCUCACUGCUCUCCUGGUGCAUCUACGGUCUGGUCACGUACUCCGGCAUCCCGGCCCAGCUCCUGCAGGGGCUGGUCGACCAUGGCAUCAACCCCAACACCGACUCCAUCAGUGCCGAGCAGGUUGAAGACCUUCUUGUGCUCGAUAAAUUCGUCAAGGAACGCAACGGCGCCACAACCCAUCAUAUCAGCCCGGCCGCACCGCACAGCGGGAUAUGA
This is a messenger RNA of Endocarpon pusillum Z07020, 1314 nucleotides long. RefSeq lists its product as uncharacterized. Gene Ontology annotation, molecular function: heme binding; oxidoreductase activity, acting on paired donors, with incorporation or reduction of molecular oxygen; monooxygenase activity. The coding region runs from base 1 to 1314 and encodes 437 amino acids. Lineage: Eukaryota; Fungi; Ascomycota; Eurotiomycetes; Verrucariales; Verrucariaceae. The transcript is spliced from 3 exons. The record is from RefSeq and is a predicted model, not a curated record.